Messenger RNA from Zymoseptoria tritici IPO323, 594 nucleotides. RefSeq lists its product as uncharacterized. The record is from RefSeq and is a predicted model, not a curated record. The annotation marks the transcript as partial. Lineage: Eukaryota; Fungi; Ascomycota; Dothideomycetes; Mycosphaerellales; Mycosphaerellaceae. The transcript has a single exon.
UUGAAGCAAAGACUGCUGAACCGGAGACUGCCGAAGUGGAGACGGAAGCAAUGAAAGAGCCUGUGGUGGAGACAGCGGAGGAACCAGUCGAAGCAGAAAGCAUAUCGACUCCAGCUGAAACACCUGCUGAAGUCGCCAACGCGGCGUGCGACGAGGCAAAGGAGGGAGAGGACGAACCUCCCAAUACGGACCCGGCUGACGACCACGAUACGUCCGGUGAUGGUGGGUCCCAAGCCGAAGAGGCUACACAACCCCUCGACGCCGACUCGAAAGACUCUACGGCCGAUGACUCGGGAGAUCACACCCAACACCAAGACUCGGAAGACAAGCCAGACGCUAGUGCUGUUCCCGAGGUAGCCAAGGAAAGUGAGGAGAGCCCUCCUGAUAGUGCGAUCGACUUGAGCGCAGAUGCAGCUUGGGAAGAUAAAGAAGUGGAGGGCGAAAGCACUCAUCAGUCCGAGGAGCAGAGCGACGAGGCAGCGAGUGAGACGGAGGGUGAAGAAGAGGCAGGAGAAGAAAGUGCGGCGGUUACUGCCGACGAUGAUGCUGCAAGUGUCGAAGAUGUCGGCGAUGAUGCGAUACCUGACGCGAAGG